Eurytemora carolleeae is the source of this 570-nucleotide messenger RNA. RefSeq names its product foot protein 1 variant 1-like. The record is from RefSeq and is a predicted model, not a curated record. Lineage: Eukaryota; Metazoa; Arthropoda; Copepoda; Calanoida; Temoridae. The transcript has a single exon. Bases 1 to 570 code for a protein of 189 amino acids.
AUGUUCUAUUAUGGAACCCCUAGACCUCUAAUGUUCUAUUAUGGAACCCCUAGACCUCUAAUGUUCUAUUAUGGAAACCCUAGACCUCUAAUGUUCUAUUAUGGAGCCCCUAGACCUCUAAUGUUCUAUUAUGGAACCCCUAGACCUUUAGUGCUCUAUUAUGGAACCCCUAAACCUCUAAUGUUCUAUUAUGGAACCCCUAGACCUCUAAUGUUCUGUUAUGGAAACCCUAGACCUCUAAUGUUCUAUUAUGGAAACCAUAUACCUCUAGUGCUUUAUUAUGGAACCCCUAAACCUCUAAUGUUCUAUUAUGGAACCCCUAUACCUCUAGUGUUCUAUUAUGGAACCCCUAAACCUCUAGUGUUUUAUUAUGGAACCCCUAUACCUCUAGCGCUCUAUUAUGGAACCUCUAAACCUCUAAUGUUUUAUUAUGGAACCCCUAUACCUCUAGUGCUCUAUUAUGGAACCUCUAAACCUCUAAUGUUUUGUUAUGGAAACCCUAUACCUCUAGCGUCCUAUUAUGGAAACCCUAGACCUCUAGUGUUCUAUUAUGGAACCCUAGACCUCUAG